Molecule: messenger RNA, 727 nt
Organism: Pomacea canaliculata
Lineage: Eukaryota; Metazoa; Mollusca; Gastropoda; Architaenioglossa; Ampullariidae
Product: fatty acid-binding protein, brain-like
Exons: 5
Coding region: 223-645 (140 amino acids)
Biological process (GO): fatty acid transport
Cellular component (GO): nucleus; cytosol
Molecular function (GO): fatty acid binding
Source: RefSeq, a predicted model, not a curated record
GGUCACAGGUAACCGUGACGUCACAAUGAUAACAAGGGUUGUCUACUCAGAGCAUAGAUAACUGGAUAGAAUAGUGUCAGAGGACACCGCUCGCUGUUCUUGUGGGUCACCUGGGCGUGUGUGGUCGAAGAAAAUUUGAGCUGGACUAAGUUACUGAAGUAAAAGAGCAGCCCACAGACGUUGUUUACAUAAAGUGCUUGUCAUUUUGUACCACUGACCACCAUGACAUCGCCCCUAAUUGGCUACUGGAAGCUAGAGUCCAACGGUAACAACUGGGACGAGUACUUGAAGACUGCAGGAGUUGGUAUUGUCCUGCGCAAAGUGGGCAACACCAUCACCAGCUACGAGGAAAUAAGUGUGGACGGCGACGAGUGGACAAUAGCAAUCACAUCGAGUUUCAAAAACAGCCUUCUCAAGUUUAAGCUGGACCAAGAAUUUCCAGAAGAGACGAUGGACGGCAGGAAAGUCUCGUCGGUGAUGACGUUAGACGGAGACAAACUUGUGCACAAGCAGAGGGCUUUGAAAAAUGGUGAAAUAGACAGUUUGAUCAUACGUGAGGUGAAGGAUGGACGCUUGAAUGUGACAUUCGUUGCGGAGGGAAAGAACGUUAGCGCAACUCGUACAUUUUUGCCUCACAAGAAGUGAUAAUCAUGCACGAGAAACGGUCUGUCGAUAGCAACUACAAUUUGAAAAUUUGUAACACGUUAAUAAAACAAUUCAAAAUGCA